GCUUUUCAUUGUUUCAAUCAAUAAUAUAUGUGUCAAAUAUAGAAUAUCUUUUUCAAAAAAUCAUUCUAUCGUGAAAAACUUGUUUAAAGUUCUAAGGAAUUUAGAACCAGGCUUUAAGUUUGUUCAGCUGCAAAGUGAGCACUAAGCUCUUUGCCCCGCCCAUGUCAUUGUACCAGGGUUCUUAUCUCAGAAACACCACUCAACCUCUGUUCACUUAAAGCACAGUCCUUGAUCUCACUCAGCUGAAGAGAUGAAUAACCAAGGAGCAAUCUAUGCAGAAUUGAAGGGAGUCAAGAACUCAACGAGGCAGGAAAUAAAACCUAAGGUUUCUAAAAGUUCCAUUUCAAUGACUGAGCAGGAAUUAACAUAUAUAGAAUUAAAUCUUCAAAAUUCUUCUCAGAAUCUUCAUGGGAAUGACAAGAAUUACCACUCCAAAGGUUCACCAUCACCUCCAGAGAAGUUCAUUGCUGGGAUCCUGGGACUCAUCUGCCUUGUCUUGGCGUCCAUUCUGUUGACAGUGAUCAUUGUUACUCCCUCUACUCUAAUACAGGAACAGAAUUACUCCUGUCUCAUAACGAGGCUCCAGAAAGUAAUCCAUAAUCAUUCUUCAGAAUGUCAUUGUGGUCAUUGUCCAAGAGACUGGCUUACAUAUUCCAACAACUGCUAUUAUACUAGUUUGGAAAAAAAAUCAUGGAAUGAGAGUGUGAGAUCCUGUGCUACUAAGAAUUCUACUCUGCUUUAUAUAGAUAAUGAAGAGGAAACGAAAUUUCUGAUGUCCCUAUCAAUUACAUCAUGGAUUCCAGUCUCUCGUGAAGGCCGCGGUCAUUCGUGGAUGUGGCUCAAUGGUUCAACUUGCAAACUACAGAUAAGAGACUAUUUACCUGGUGAACGUAACUGUGCUGUACAAGAUUUAUGGAACAUAAGAUCGGAAGACUGUCAGGCUCCAAAUGCAUAUAAUUGCAAGCCUAAGCUUGAGAAUUAAAAUACAAGUAUGGAUGCUGUUUGAUAACUUGAUCUUUUAUAAAAUGGAAAUAAUAUUCUGAUUGCAUAAAUUUUAAAAUGAAUUAUUUUAUUUUUUCUGAUAAUGAAUGUUUUUCAAAAACAGUUGAAAUAUAAUAGUGUGUGCUCAUUUGUUCAGUUGUGUCUGACUCUUUGAGACCCAUGAACUAUAGGCUGUCAGGCUUCUCUGUCCAAGGAAUUCUCAAGUCAAAAUAAUAGAGUGGUUCUAAUCCCAGAUUUUUAGGGAAUUUCCACACACCAUAGUGGCUGUACCAGUUUGCAUUCCCCCCAAUAGUGAAAGAGGGUUUCCUUUUCUCCACAUCCUCUCCAGCUAUUGUUGUUUGUCGACCUUUUCAUGGUGGCCAUUCUGACCGACAGAGACGAUACCUCAUUGUAUUUUUAAUUUGCCUUUCUCUAAUAAUGAGUGAUGCUGUGAUAUGACAAAACUACAUAUGUUUUCAUGUAUUUUAUUAGCCCUCUGUAUACCUUCUUUGGAGAAAUGUCUCUUUAGUUCUUUGACCCAUUUUUUGAUUGGGUUGUUCAUUUUUCUGGUAUUGAGCUGCAUGAACUGCUUGUAUAUUUUGGAGCUUAAUUCUUUGUCAGUCGUUUCAUUUGUUGUUACUGUCUUCCACUCUGAAGGCUGCCUUUCCACCUCGCUUAUAGUUUCCUUCCUUGUGCAAAAGCUUUUAAGUUUCACUAGGUCCCAUUUGUAUUUUUGUUUUUAUUUCCAUUCCUCUGCAAGGUGGGUCUUGCUGUGAUUUAUGUCAGAGGAUGUUAUGCCUCUGUUUUCCUCUAAGAGUUUUAAUAGUUUCUGGUGUUAAAUUUAGAACUUAAAUCCAUUUUGAGUUUAUCUUUGUUUAUGGUGUUAGAAAGUGUUCUAGUUUCAUUCUUUAAAAUAUGGUUGACCAGUUUUCCCAGCAUUUGAAUCAGUUCUAAUGAGGGGGAUGAAACUGCAGCCUAUUAUACAGAGGAAACUAAAUCAGAAAGAGAACCAUCAAUACAGUAUGUUUACAAAGAUGGUAACAACAAUCCUAUAUGCAAGGCAACAAAAGAUACACAGAUAUAAAGAACAGAUUUUUGGAGUAUGUGGGAGAAGGCGAGGGUGGAAUGAUUUGAGAGAAUAGCAUUGAAACAUGUAUAUUACCAUAUAUAAAAUAGAUGACCAGUGCAAGAUGGAUGCAUGAAGCAGGACACUCAGAGCUGGUGCUCUGGGACAACCCAGAGGGAUGGGGCAGGAAGAAAGGUGGGAGGGGUGGUUCUUGGAUGGGGUAACACAUGUGCACCCAUGGCUGAUUCAUGUUGAUGGAUGAGAAAAAUACCACAAUAUUUUAAAGUAAUUAUCCUCCAAUUAAAAUUAAUUAAUUGAUUUUUAAGAAAGACUACUGGAGUGGGCUAGCAUUUCAUAUUCCCUGGAGGAUCUUCCUGACCCAGGGAUCAAACCCUCAUCUCCUGAAUUGGCAGGCAGUUUCUUUACCACGAGGGCCACCUGGGAAACCCCUUUGAAAUAAUAUACACACAUUUAAAGAUAUAGGUAUCAUUUCUUUUGUGUCUCACUUUUUUUGCUCAAGAGUAUGUUUAUGGCAUUCAAACUUCUAAAAGAUUGCAUAUUGUUGAGCCCAUUUCCAUGUAAUAUCAAAAACAGGAGUAGAGAGACCAAAAGUAGAUUAGUGAUUACUAAGGGUUGUGAAGAGAUGGGAAAAGGAAAAGACUGCAAACUGAUUAGUGAUGAAUGCUUUCUAGAUUUUUGAUAGUAGUAAUGGCUGUAAACUGUGAAUAAAUUUACAAUCAUGGAUUUAUAUAUUUUAAAUGGAUACAUUUUAUGCUCUGUAAAUUACACCUCAAUA
Dama dama (fallow deer) is the source of this 2843-nucleotide messenger RNA. Its product is annotated as NKG2-A/NKG2-B type II integral membrane protein-like. The transcript has 6 exons. Lineage: Eukaryota; Metazoa; Chordata; Mammalia; Artiodactyla; Cervidae. Bases 251 to 982 code for a protein of 243 amino acids. Gene Ontology annotation, biological process: stimulatory C-type lectin receptor signaling pathway; positive regulation of natural killer cell mediated cytotoxicity. The record is from RefSeq and is a predicted model, not a curated record.